CGUUACGGGGCCGGCGUGAGGCGGAGCGGUGGCGCCGGUCGGGGACGCGGGGUGUGCAGAACACCAGUUUGGGAGGAACAGCAAAGAGAAUUAAGGACAAAAGCUGAUGGACCAUUACAUCUAACGAAAUGAGCCUUUUCACACUUUCCUACUGGAAAAUAACAUGUCCUGAAGAGAGAAGAAUUCAGUGCCGAACUGUCUUAAGCACUACCCAUGGUGCAGCUUCUGAGGACAGCUUGAUUUCUGUGACUUGAAGAGGAGGCACAUGUGCAGUGAGCCAAGAGGACAUGGGCUUCCAGUGCUUCUGGAACAAUGAUCAGGUACUGGGCCCACAUGUCACAUGUGAGUUGUGUCCUACAAAUGCUCUGAGCACCCCUUCGGGCCGUCUCCUUGAUGCACACUCACGGCAUCAUGGCCAGCACUCAGGAGCGCCUGAGCCUGUCUUCCUCUCCCAACUCCAUCGGCAAAGCGUUCUGUGAGGACAAAGACUUGGGGAGGUUCCCCGACGAGCACCCCGCAGCCGGGAGCCACGCGUCCCCUGAGCUGCUGGAGGACGUGCGGGAGCGGGGCUCGCUGCCGGCCGAGCUGCUGGAGGGUGUGAGCAGCCCGGGCACGGCGGCUGUGCUGACCAGCAUCAGCGAGGACGCCCGCGACCAGUUUGAGAACAGCGUGCUGCAGCUGCGGGAGCAGGACGAGCCCGAGCCGGGGCUGCCGCAGGGCACGCGCAGCCCGGGGGACGGCGACACUGGUGGUGCCACCGAUGAUGUGAAGGUCCAGUUCAACCGGACGGGCAGCGGCAGCGGCGGCUUCCUCGAGGGGCUCUUCGGGUGCCUGCGGCCCGUGUGGAACAUCAUAGGCAAGGCCUACUCCACGGACUACAAGCUGCAGCAGCAAGACACGUGGGAGGUGCCAUUUGAGGAGAUCUCGGAGCUGCAGUGGCUGGGCAGCGGGGCACAGGGAGCCGUCUUCCUGGGGAAAUUCCGAGCAGAGGAGGUGGCCAUCAAGAAAGUGAGGGAUCAGAACGAGACAGACAUCAAGCACCUGCGGAAGCUCAAGCAUCCCAACAUUAUCGCCUUCAAGGGAGUUUGCACCCAGGCCCCGUGCUACUGCAUCAUCAUGGAAUACUGUGCCCACGGGCAGCUCUAUGAGGUCCUGCGGGCUGGCAGGAAGGUCACCCCGCGGCUGCUAGUGGACUGGUCCACAGGAAUUGCCAGUGGCAUGAACUACCUGCACCUCCACAAAAUCAUCCACCGAGACCUCAAGUCACCAAAUGUUUUGGUUACACACACAGAUGCAGUAAAGAUUUCAGAUUUUGGUACAUCUAAAGAGCUCAGUGAUAAAAGUACCAAAAUGUCCUUUGCGGGGACAGUGGCGUGGAUGGCCCCGGAGGUGAUACGGAACGAGCCUGUCUCCGAGAAGGUGGACAUCUGGUCGUUUGGGGUGGUUUUGUGGGAGCUGCUCACGGGAGAGAUUCCCUACAAGGACGUGGACUCUUCGGCCAUCAUUUGGGGAGUGGGCAGCAACAGCCUCCACCUUCCUGUCCCUUCCACCUGCCCAGAUGGCUUCAAAAUCCUCAUGAAGCAAACCUGGCAGAGCAAGCCCCGGAACCGCCCGUCCUUCCGGCAGACACUGAUGCACUUGGACAUCGCCUCUGCUGAUGUGCUGGCUACUCCUCAGGAAACCUACUUCAAAUCCCAGGCUGAAUGGAGAGAAGAAGUGAAGAAACAUUUUGAGAAAAUUAAAAGUGAAGGAACUUGUAUCCACCGGCUGGAUGAAGAAUUGAUUCGCCGUCGAAGAGAAGAGCUGAGACAUGCAUUAGAUAUCCGUGAGCACUACGAGAGGAAGCUGGAGCGAGCCAAUAACCUGUACAUGGAGCUCAGUGCUAUCAUGCUGCAGCUGGAGGUGCGAGAGAAGGAGCUCAUCAAGAGGGAACAAGCAGUGGAAAAAAAAUACCCUGGGACUUACAAACGCCACCCAGUCAGACCAAUAAUCCACCCCAACACAGUGGAGAAGUUGAUGAAGAGGAAAGGGGUCUCCCAUAAACCAGGCAGCCAGACCAAACGGCCAGAUCUGCUGAAGUCAGAGGGCAUACCCAGCACAGAAGCAGCAUCCAAUGGCUCCCCAGUCUCAGGAAGUCCCAAGAUGUCAACCCUGAGUGGUAAAAGCCGGUACCGCAGCAAGCCCCGGCACCGCCGGGGGAACAGCAAAGGCAGCUACAAUGAAUUUGCAGGGAUCUUGAAGAACCAGCCAGCGCAAGACGAUGCCCCCCAGCCUGGCACUCCCCACCCUCCCCACAUCCCCGGAGUGCCACAGCAGCCCGGCCACGGGCCCCACGGGCAGCACUCGCGGCUGCACGCCCACGGGCAGGACAUUGCCACCUGCGCCAACAACCUGCGGUACUUCGGCCCCGCGGCCGCGCUGCGCAGCCCCCUCAGCAACCACGCCCAGCGCCGCAUGUCCGGCUCCAGCCCCGACCUCAUCUCCACCGCCAUGGAGGCCGACUGCCGCCGCGGCCUGGACAGCAAGGACAGCACGGCUGAGCGCUGGGAGUGCUGCCAGGCCGAUGCCUACGAUCCCUGCCUGCAGUGCAGGGAUGAGGACAGCGGCCAGGCACAGAUGGCAUCUGUGGAACCAGGGGGGAGCCGCCCCCAGUCCCCAGCAUCUGCGUCCCUCUACGAGAGCGCGCAGUUCAUGGAGAAGCUGGAGGAGCAGGGCACGGUGGCGUCCGCCCUGGGCACUCCCCAGCACUUGGCUUCCUCAGGGCUGCCCUGCAAAGCAAGAUCCCUCCAAAAGAGUGGGGAUGAGUCGUCAGAAGAGGAGGAGGGCGAAGUUGACAGUGAAGUGGAAUUUCCUCGUAGACAAAGACCCCACCGCUGCAUCAGUAGCUGCCAGUCCUACUCGACCUUCAGCUCUGAGAACUUCUCCGUGUCGGAUGGAGAGGAGGGGAACACAAGCGACCACUCAAACAGCCCGGAUGAGCUGGCCACCAAGCUGGAGGAUGAGCUGGCUGAGAAGCUGGAGGACAUGUUGUCCCAGACUCCAGAGAUCCCCAUUGAAAUCUCCACGCAGUCAGAUGGGCUUUCGGACAAAGAAUGUGCUGUGCGGAGGGUCAAAACUCAGAUGUCUCUGGGCAAACUUUGUGCAGAUGAACACAGCUGUGAGAACCCACCACAGUUUGGAGAAUCAGACUGUGACUCUUCUGAAGGGGAGUGUUCUGAUGCCACAGUCAGGACCAAUAAGCCCUGCAGCUCUGCUACUUGGUAAUACGGAUUUCCCCCAAAGCUUCCUGGUACUGGCAUUUUGAUUUCCCUGAGAUUCCACUUCAUUCCCCUUCAUCACACUUUACAGGAAGAGAAGAUGCUUCUCCUUCCCACCCCAGGAGUGAUUUGCAAUAACCCGAAUCUCUGGAAAAUGUCCAAAUGAAAUUAAUUCUCUUUGAGCAUUUCAAUCAAGAAUGGCAGGGAUGUAUUUUAUUGAAUAAUCUAGUUACUGUAACAUGGAUAUUUAUUUUUUUGACAUUUUAACACUUUUUACUGUAAAGAGUGGAUUGUAUUUAUAGACACACAGACUCGUUGCAAAAAAAAAAAGUUCAGAAAGCAAGCACACUACGGAGAAACAUCCUGGGAGUCCUGCCUGGACAGCUUUGUGUACAGACGCGGGGGAUUCUCUUGCUGCUUGCACAGGGGACCAGGCCUCGUGGCCCUGAAGAUUGGAGAACAGAUAAGAAAACUAAACCACUUAGUCUUAUCAAAUGAGGAAAAGCAGAAAAAGACCUGACUGUAGAGUCACCUGUGAACAAAGUGUUUU
This is a messenger RNA of Cyanistes caeruleus (blue tit), 3807 nucleotides long. RefSeq names its product mitogen-activated protein kinase kinase kinase 13 (gene MAP3K13). NCBI's taxonomy places the organism in Eukaryota, Metazoa, Chordata, Aves, Passeriformes, Paridae. Gene Ontology annotation, molecular function: MAP kinase kinase kinase activity; ATP binding. Gene Ontology annotation, biological process: JNK cascade; protein autophosphorylation. Gene Ontology annotation, cellular component: cytoplasm. The record is from RefSeq and is a predicted model, not a curated record.